Messenger RNA from Gongylonema pulchrum, 324 nucleotides. The record is from the annotation of a GenBank genome assembly. Lineage: Eukaryota; Metazoa; Nematoda; Chromadorea; Rhabditida; Gongylonematidae.
GCAAUGGAAAAGAUGCAGUUAUUUUUGGUAUCAAUGGAUGACGAAGAAUCUCGCACACUCUUUAUGCAGCGAAUGCUAGCGCUCAUUGUACUGAAAGUGAUGAGCAAAAGGCGCAUCUUACCACCAUCGGCCUUUCGGGAUACUGUCAUUGAUGGGGUGGAGUGUCCAAUGCUUUCGUACAAAGUGGAUGUCUGCGAAGCGCUUGACUUCUCAAUUACCGGCGCAAAUCAUGCACUCGCUAAGCAUUAUCCCAACAGAUGGAAGCACGAAGAAGAGAACAGAGCGAUACCGCUUGGCUUACUUCAGUACAGCUGGCAAGGAUAA